GAACUCGCUCACUCAUUCACUCACUUCCUCUCUCCUCUGUAACAACCCCGUCCCCUUCUCUCUCUCUCUAACCUCGUCGCAGAGACCGGAGAAGAACCUCCGGCGCCGGCCGGCCAUGGUCCCGCUCCCUCCCGACGAUCGCCUCCAGGCCUCGCCGAGCUCUUGAGAAGUAGCGCGGGGCGACGGCGGCUGCUGCUCCGACCUCCUGCUCCUUCGCCGGCGACGGAAUGCUCGAUCUCAACCUCGGCGUCGCUCCCGGCGAUCCCGCCUCCGAUUCGAUCGGGAUGGCGAGCGGGAAGCUGCUCCCGGAAGCGUCCGCGGAUCGUCCGGUCGAGAGCCCCGGGAGCUUCGCCUCCUCGAUUCUGAGCGCCGAGGUCGCCGACGACACCUGCUCUCGCGGCGGCGGCGUCGUCUUCGCUUACGACUUCGGCUUGGUCGCCGGCAUUGGCUCCCGCUGCGCCGGCGACGGCAGGCCCGUGGAGGUUUUCGAUAGCGGAGAAGGUGACGGCGACCGGACGAUUCAGCUGUUCCCGGCGGCGGCGGUUAAUGGCGGCGGCGGCGGCGGUUUCGGCGGCGCCGGAGGCUUUUCCGGCUCUCAGUCGCGGCGUCAGCGGUUGGACCUCAUGUGCCUGGAGGGCGCGCGCUCGAAGGAGGAGCCUCAGCCGUCGCAGCAACAGAGGCCAUCGGUGAAGAGGAGUAGGCGCGGGCCGCGGUCUCGGAGCUCGCAGUAUCGCGGCGUGACGUUUUACCGGCGGACCAGUCGGUGGGAGUCGCAUAUUUGGGAUUCUGGGAAACAAGUGUACUUGGGGGGAUUUGAUACUGCUCACACCGCUGCUAGAGCUUAUGAUCGAGCUGCCAUCAAGUUUCGUGGACUAGAUGCGGAUAUCAACUUUAAUAUCAGCGACUAUGAGGAAGACAUUAAGCAGAUGAGUAACUUCACGAAGGAAGAAUUUGUGCAUAUUCUUCGGCGGCAAAGCACAGGAUUCACUAGAGGGAGCUCCAAGUACAGAGGUGUUACACUGCACAAAUGUGGACGGUGGGAAGCUCGAAUGGGGCAGUUCCUCGGCAAGAAGUGUAUAUAUCUUGGGCUAUUUGAUAGCGAGAUAGAAGCUGCAAGGGCGUAUGAUAAGGCCGCAAUAAAAUGCAGUGGAAGGGAAGCCGUCACCAACUUUGAGCCAGGCAAAUAUGAAGAAGAAGAAGAAGAAAUGGAUGGGAACCAUAGCCUCGAUUUGAACUUGGGGAUUGCCCCUCCUGAUAAACUUGAUGGUACUGGUGGUCCUCCUUUUCCACUUCAAUCGAACGGAAUGCAUUGUUACCCAAUACCUAGGAUUGAGAACUCUUCUUCAGCCGUACCGGGGGCUCAAGAGCUCCACCACCCACCUGUUGUAUCUGAGCAUCUCUCCUGCUUAAGUGGUCAAAAUUCGAUUUUCUUUCCCUCGCACAAGGGAACAGCAAUAGCGAAGCGAGCGGAAGUUGAUCCCUUGUCAAACUGGGCAUCUCAGUUUGGAGGCCCUUAUGGUGGAACAACUCCAGCGCCGUUCUUCUCUACCGCAGCAUCAUCAGGAUUCUCUUCUUCAGUCGCUGCUACGCCAUCAGCUGCUGCAUAUCACCAAUACCUUUAGUCGAUAGUUUUGCUUCACCAAUUACCACUCCACGACAAGCGUUUCACUGAUUAUUCAGGCACGACUCCGAAGUUCUCUUUCAUACCGCGAGAGGAAUAUCGAUCUUCCACGCAGGACCAGCAGUCCAGUGCCGAAAGUUCUCAAGCUGAAAUACCAAUGUUUUGUGACAAAUACGAUUCUUCUAGUAAAGCGAAUCGCACGAUCUCAUCUCGGUAGCGGAAAGUAAUGAGUUUGGAUUUCCCUUUUUCCUUUGCCUCCUUUCAUAUGUGAAUCUAGUUCACAAACUCUCGCUUGUUCAGGCACUUGGCUCCAGCUACAUCUUUUUUUCUUGGAUGGUCGCAAUCUCUAUA
Messenger RNA from Syzygium oleosum, 1972 nucleotides. Its product is annotated as AP2-like ethylene-responsive transcription factor TOE3. Lineage: Eukaryota; Viridiplantae; Streptophyta; Magnoliopsida; Myrtales; Myrtaceae. Gene Ontology annotation, molecular function: DNA-binding transcription factor activity; DNA binding. Bases 228 to 1622 code for a protein of 464 amino acids. Gene Ontology annotation, biological process: regulation of DNA-templated transcription. The transcript has 10 exons. The record is from RefSeq and is a predicted model, not a curated record.